AUGAAUAGAACAGUGGAGUUUUUUACAUUUCUAUCAAAAAAUCAAGAUGAUAGAGAUUUAAACAAACUCCUAAAAAGCAGAAUUUCAAAUCCAUUUAAUGAGGCAUCAGAAACAAUUGCGAAUACAAUUAAAUCUUUGCUUCAAUCCAUACAAGACACAGCUCCUUCUUUUAUUGAUAAAUAUAACUCCAUUUUAUCCCUUAGCUCUUCAAUGGAUGAUGAGCAAAGGGAAGCAUUUGUUAAAGAAACAGAAAAAUCAAUUAAUAAAUUAGAAAAAUUAAUUACAGAGUUAGCAGAAAAUGUUAAUUCCGGGAAAAUGGGCCUGAAAGGUCAAGCAAUUGAUCACAGUCAAGGAGUUUUUGCAUAUCUUGAUAAAAAUCUAAACCAAGCACGUAGAGAUCUGCAGUUUCUAUGUGUUCAAAGAGAAUAUGUAAUAUCAAAAUCACGUGCAGCUAUCCCUACACUUCCAGUUCCUGUUCAAAAUUACAAUGCAAGAAGUGCAAAAAUAAUGGAAAUAUCAAAACCGAAAAAGACAGUUGUAGCACCUGGAUACGAGAGAUCUUUGCUCCAAGAGCAUGAUAAUAUUGUAGAUGAACUUCUUGAUUUCAAUUCCGAACUUAACGUAACAGACGAACAAAUGGGCAAUAUAGCUAUGAUGGUUAAGUCAUUUAAUGAACUUAUAACCCGCCAAAAUCAACAAAUUAGAAUUAUUAAAGCAGAUGUUGAAAAGGCGCAAGAAAAUUACGAAGAAUCUCAUCAUGAUAUUAAUAAAACCAUUGAUAGAACAAAAUUCCAGCAUCUUUGGAUGGCAUUUGUUAUUAUUAUUUUAGGUUUGAUGUUGUUGAUCAAAUCAUAA
Molecule: messenger RNA, 855 nt
Organism: Trichomonas vaginalis G3
Lineage: Eukaryota; Parabasalia; Trichomonadida; Trichomonadidae
Product: syntaxin-18 family
Exons: 1
Coding region: 1-855 (284 amino acids)
Biological process (GO): retrograde vesicle-mediated transport, Golgi to endoplasmic reticulum
Cellular component (GO): endoplasmic reticulum; SNARE complex
Source: RefSeq, a predicted model, not a curated record